UACCCUACCUCUCAUCAUCCAUCGGAAAAAGUCAUCUGAGGACGGACACGCAGCGUCAAAAUUGCAAUAUUUUUCCGUUUUAUCGCACAUUUUUCGGCAAAAUCCGACCCGAGCAGCGCAUAAUUCGUUCCGGCACGACGCCCGCAUCAUUUUGCUGGUACGGACACCCACCACAACCUCCGGAAAAGCCUUGUUGGCUGGCUACAGGCCGCAGAACCACUUUCCGAAACCCUCCUCCCCGGGGGAGAAAAGAAGACCUCGCGGGAACAAAGAAGCCACCGACUCCCCUCCAUUUUUGCCAAAAAGGAACACGACGACACGACCGUGCAGAAAAAAGAGGGCUAAAACUAGUUUUUGUGCAUUGUGGAAGCCAGUGGCCAUCGACGGAAGAAAAGGGUUUGCUGUUCCUUGGUGUGUGCGAAGAAGAGUGAAAAUCUGUCCAGAAGUGCUGGUGCGCCUUCCCCCCAUCGGAGUAACGGGAUUUCUGCCGUGGUGUGAAUACAAAGUGCGGUGAAGCGCAACAGAUUGUCAGCGGCAACAAAAUGACGACGUGGGAACCGCAACCGGACGGACUGAACCAGAUCAUCACACUGCUGAAGCAGUCCCAAUCGACGGACAAUGCCAUCCAGCGGGCCGUGCAAAUGAAACUGGAGGAACUCAACCAAUAUCCAGACUUCAACAACUACUUGAUUUACGUGCUGACCAAGCUGAAGACGCAGGAUGAGCCAACGCGCUCGUUGUCGGGAUUGAUUUUGAAGAACAACAUCCGCAUCCACGGAACGCACCUGCAGCCGGCCAUCAUCGAGUACAUCAAGCAGGAAUGUCUACAGGCGCUGGGCGAUCCUUCGCCGUUGAUCCGUGCGACGGUGGGAAUCCUGAUCACGACGAUUGCCAACAAGGGCAGUCUGCAGAGUUGGCCCGAGCUGUUGCCGACGCUGUGCGACAUGCUCGACUCGCAGGAGUACAGCGUGUGCGAGGGCGCCUUCGGGGCAUUGCAGAAGAUUUGCGAAGAUUCGGCCGAUACGCUGGACAGUGCCGCGCUGAACCGGCCGUUGAACAUCAUGAUUCCGAAGUUUUUGCAAUUUUUCCGUCACUCUAGCCCGAAGAUUCGGUCGCACGCGAUUGCCUGUAUCAAUCAGUUCAUCAUCAAUCGUACGCAAGCGUUGAUGCUGCACAUCGACACGUUCAUCGAGAAUUUGUUCCACUUGUCGUCAGAUGAGGACCGGGAGGUUCGCAAGAACGUUUGCCGAGGGUUGGUGAUGCUGCUGGAGGUACGAAUGGAUCGUCUAAUGCCGCACAUGAACAACAUCAUUGAGUACAUGCUGGUGCGGACGCAGGAUCCCGACGAGACCGCACUGGAGGCUUGCGAGUUUUGGUUGUCCCUCGCGGAGCAGAGCAUUUGCAAGGAGGUGCUGACGCCACACCUGAACCGACUGGCGCCGGUACUCGUGCGAGGCAUGCGGUAUUCCGACAUUGACAUCAUUAUCCUGAAGGGUGACGUUGAGGAGGACGAAAUGAUUCCGGAUCGCGAGGAGGACAUCAAGCCGCGGUUCCACAAGUCCCGAACGCACACCCAAAAGGCCGGCAGCAUGGGCGCACAAGAUACGGGUGCCCGCGCGAUGGAAGGCAAUGAGGAGGAGGAAGAUAUGGAUGAUCCCUACGACGAUAUGGACGAUGACAGUAAUCUGUCCGAUUGGAAUUUGCGCAAGUGCAGUGCGGCGGCUCUGGAUGUGCUUGCGAACGUGUUCAAGGACGACUUCCUUCCGAUUUUGCUGCCCAUCUUGAAGGAGACGCUUUUCCACCAGGAAUGGCAGGUCAAGGAAAGCGGCAUUCUGGCCCUGGGUGCGAUUGCCGAAGGUUGUAUGAACGGCAUGACGCCCCACCUGCCCGAGCUGAUUCCGUACUUGAUUUCGUGUCUGUCGGACAAGAAGGCGUUGGUCCGCGCAAUCACCUGCUGGACGCUGUCCCGUUAUGCCCACUGGGUCGUCAGCCAACCGCACGAUCAAUAUCUGAAGCCGUUGAUGGAGGAGCUGUUGAAGCGUAUUCUCGAUGCCAACAAACGCGUACAGGAGGCGGCGUGUUCUGCGUUCGCAACCCUCGAGGAGGAAGCAUGUACGGAACUGGUGCCGUACUUGGGAUUCAUUCUAAAGACCCUCGUGUUUGCGUUCGGAAAAUAUCAGCACAAAAAUCUACUGAUUCUGUACGACGCCAUUGGAACGUUGGCCGACUCGGUCGGAGUUCAUCUGAACAAACCGGAAUACAUUAGCAUGCUGAUGCCACCGCUGAUCCAAAAGUGGAACAUGCUAAAAGAUGAGGACAAAGAUCUGUUCCCGCUACUCGAGUGCCUGUCGAGUGUGGCCACGGCGCUGCAGUCUGGCUUCCUGCCGUACUGCGAACCAGUCUACCGGCGGUGCAUCUCGCUGAUUCAGCAAACGCUGAACCAAGAUCUGGCCAGUACGGCCAGCCCCGGACAGUACGAGCUCCCGGAUAAGGAUUUCAUGAUUGUCGCGCUGGAUUUGCUGUCCGGUUUGGCGGAAGGUCUGGACGGGCACAUCGAGUCGCUCGUCGUCAGCAGCAACAUUAUGCAGCUUCUGUACCAGUGCAUGCAGGAUUCUAUGCCGGAGGUACGACAGUCGUCGUUUGCCCUGCUCGGGGACCUGACGAAGGCAUGCUUCCAGCAUGUGCACCCGUUCAUCGCUGACUUUUUGCCCAUCCUGGGCCAGAAUCUGAACCCGGAGUACAUCUCCGUGUGCAACAACGCCACCUGGGCGAUCGGCGAGAUCAGCAUAAAAUUGAGGGAAGACACAAAGACGUACAUUCCGCUGGUGCUCACCCAAUUGAUCGACAUCAUCAACAAUCCGAAUACGCCCAAGACGCUGCUGGAGAAUACAGCAAUAACAAUCGGUCGCCUCGGUCUUGUGUGCCCCCUUGAAGUGGCUCCAUCGUUGCAACAGUUUGUUCGACAGUGGUGCUCCUCGCUGCGCAACAUCCGCGACAACGAGGAAAAGGAUUCGGCGUUCCGGGGCAUGUGCCAGAUGAUUACCGUCAAUCCGGUCGGCGUGGUGCCGGACUUUAUCUUCUUCUGUGACGCGGCGGCCUCCUGGAUGAACCCGAAAACGGACCUGCACGAGAUGCUGCAGAAGAUUCUGCACGGGUUCAAGACCCAGGUCGGCGAUGAAAACUGGAGCCGGUUCGUGGAACAGUUCCCGCAGCAGCUCAGCGAACGCCUCACGGUGAUGUACAGCAUCUAAGUGGCGAAAGAACAGCGUUUCGGUAUGUACGGAAUUUUACAGCAUCGAUUGUGCCGUCGCGAGACCAGCAAAAGACGGCUUAAUUGUUCUUAAAACAAAACACAAACAAACAAAUCGAGGAAACGAAAACAAACAGUGACUAGCAAGUAUGAUGCAUUUGUUUCUCAAAGUGGCUUAAUUUAAUUACUAAUUGUGGUAAUAUCGAAUUAAUCGAUCGCAAUUCUGAGCUGUAGUUUGCCCAAUCAAACGAUUUCGAUUGCAGAGGUCGAAACCGUUCUCGAGCGAGGCUUUUCUUUUUUACUAUUUGGAGAUUUGAAAAUUUGAUACUGAAUUAAGGAGUUUUCACUUCUUGUGUAUUAUUAGUUUGUUGGUAAAAUUUUCAUCUACGUUGUGAAACACAAAAGAAUAAAUAGCAAGUUUUAAGCCACAAACAAA
Messenger RNA from Culex pipiens pallens (northern house mosquito), 3686 nucleotides. It is a transcript of the gene Tnpo, whose product is annotated as transportin-1. Lineage: Eukaryota; Metazoa; Arthropoda; Insecta; Diptera; Culicidae. Gene Ontology annotation, cellular component: cytoplasm; nucleus. Gene Ontology annotation, molecular function: small GTPase binding; nuclear import signal receptor activity. The transcript has 7 exons. The record is from RefSeq and is a predicted model, not a curated record. Gene Ontology annotation, biological process: protein import into nucleus. Bases 543 to 3251 code for a protein of 902 amino acids.